AUGAUGCUGCGGAUCCGCAUGCUCUCGGGCGAAGAGGUGACGAGCAUACCUCUGGAAGAGGUGGGCAGCGUGAAGGAAGUGAAGCAACGAUUGCAUCAGCUGCAUGGCCUGCCGCCCCGCUUCAGGCAGAAGCUCCUCCUCCAGGGUGCAUGUCUGGGCGAUGCCGAUGAGUUACACUCCACCUUCGAACUGGACCUCGUUCUUCAAUCUUUUUGCGACGCCUCCCAGACACAAGUGAGCGACCUGGUAGCGGCCUGCGAGGAUGGCUCUGUCGACAAGGCCCGCCAGCACUACACUGUCCGCUUGGGGAGCGUGAGACAAGUGCGGGAACUCGCCAAGAUCGGCAUCAAUGGGAAGCUGAGGCUGCAAGGUCGUCUGCUUCGAGCGUACCCCUUGCGCGGGGAUGAGUCCGUCGCUGGAGCAGAGCCCGCCGCGCCGGCUGCACCUCCGAAACGCCCACAAAAGCGCGACAGGGAUGACGCCGAGGGUGAUGAUGGCGGCCAAGGUCGGCCGACGAAAGUGAUCAGGAGGGGGACGCAUGACAAGCGAAAGGCUUGCUUCCUCUGCGGGGAGCCAAGCCACGAGUUGCCAGACUGUCCCAUCCAGCGGGAGUGUGUGCUGGUCUGCAGAGAGUGGGGCGGCAGCAGCGCGCCUGCACAGCAGGAGCUGCAGGCCGCGCUGGCAGAACAAGGUUUCGAGGCCGUGCGCUCAUACUGGCAUGGCGGCGUUUGCUAUGUUCGGCUGCGAAGCAAUGAAGAGGCAGCCGCGGCCCUGCAGAUCUGGGGCGGCCAAAACCGCCUGCAGCUGGGUGAAGAGGCUUUUCAAGUGCGCGCCGCCCGCUCCACCCGACGUCGUGAGGCGCCUGAGAAGAAAGCGCCCGAGGCCGAAGCGAUCGGCCAAGACGAGGAGUGCGCCCUUUGUGGAUCGGCGGAACAUGUCUUUCGGGCCUGUCCCUUGCGCAACCGUGCUGUUCGCAUCAGUUGCGCCUCACUCGCCAAAGAUGCCGCGGCCGCACUAGAGCAGGUCAAGGCGGCCGCAGCGGAGUUGGAGACCGCCUGGGCUUCUGAGGCGCGCUGGCAUCGCAACUCCCUGUUCGUCAUCAUGGCAUCUGACAAAGACGCCAAGACUUUGCUGCACUCGGCAGCGGCAGAAGGCCUGGAGAUUGAUGGCAGCAUGGCCAGCGUCGAGCGAGCGACCGCCAAAGCAACAGGUCCGUCGACCACCCGCACACCAGGAUUGCGGCCCGAGGUGCGAAAGAGAAAGCCCGAUUGA
This is a messenger RNA of Symbiodinium natans, 1272 nucleotides long. The record is from the annotation of a GenBank genome assembly. NCBI's taxonomy places the organism in Eukaryota, Dinophyceae, Suessiales, Symbiodiniaceae.